Messenger RNA from Penaeus vannamei (Pacific white shrimp), 1210 nucleotides. The record is from RefSeq and is a predicted model, not a curated record. NCBI's taxonomy places the organism in Eukaryota, Metazoa, Arthropoda, Malacostraca, Decapoda, Penaeidae.
AUGUCAAAGGGAGGGAUCGUCCACUGCAAGUUCCUGCCACAGGCCAGACAAUCAACCAACAUGUCUACAGAGAGAUAUUGCAGCGUUUGCAUCGCCGUGCUGGAGCAACCCCCCUACUCUCCCGAACUGGCUCCGUGUGAUUUGUUCCCCAAGCUCAAGCAGGAUAUCAAGGAGACCCGUUUUGAAGACUUGGCACUGAUGUGUGUGAUGGCUUGCGCUUGGGCACAAGGCGCCCGAGACCAGCGAAGCCAGCACCACCACCACACCCGUCCCCAUCCCGGCGGCAGAUCAAACGAAGUCAACGAGGACGGGACUUACACCUACGGCUUCGAGGCCGCUGACGGAACCUUCAAGCUGGAGACCCGCGACGAAGAAGGCAACGUCAAGGGCAAGUAUGGGUUCCUGAAUGAGUUCGGAGAGCUCAAGACCGUUGAGUACAGCGCCGGGAACGAAACCGGUUUCUUGCCGACGUCUGACCUUCUGCCCAAGUCUGUUCCUGUGCCGGCGAUCCCCGCUGUUCCCGCAGUUUCCACGGUGCCGCAGCAACAGGUAUCGAACCCCAUUGCCCCUCAACUUCCACAGUUGGCUUCCCUCCCUCUCCUCCCCAGACCCCAACAGUUCAGAAUUGUGCCUCAAGCAACUCAGCGCCCCAUCAACAUCGAACUCGACGGCUUCUCAGAAGACAGAAAUGAAGACGGUUUCGUCGACGGCUCUCCCGAGGAAGCCGCGAAGGGCAAUCCUGUGGUACCCUCAGUAACUUCUUUCCUUCCAGCUGGCACCUCUUCCCUCCCAGCCGUGCCAGCCGUGCAGCCACUUCCUCAGCCACAGCUGAUCCCACAGCAGAUCCCUCAAGGCUUUAACACAUUCGUCCCCGGGCAGCCUCAGUUGACUGCUCAGCAGAUCCAGCAACAGCAGCAAUUCCUAGCUGGCCAACAGAGACUCGUGCCACAGCAGUUUGCAGCUCCUCUGCCUGCCCCACAACAAUUGUUUCCUCAGCAGUUCCCCGCACAGACCUUCCUCCCCCAACAGUUCCCUGGACAACCCUUAGUGCCUCAGCAGGCUGUUGUUCAGCGGGCAUUUCCUCAGCAGUUCAUUCCCCGGCCCUUUGCCCAGUUCCAACAGCUCAGACCUGUAGCCCCGCCACGGCCCGUGAUUACCAAGGCUUAACUGUGAUACCCUUUUUAUAUUUAUGCCAUUUCUAGAAAAAUAG